Messenger RNA from Carassius gibelio (silver crucian carp), 6730 nucleotides. Its product is annotated as angiomotin. The record is from RefSeq and is a predicted model, not a curated record. The transcript is spliced from 13 exons. Gene Ontology annotation, molecular function: protein binding; signaling receptor activity. The coding region runs from base 917 to 3982 and encodes 1021 amino acids. Gene Ontology annotation, biological process: establishment of cell polarity involved in ameboidal cell migration; angiogenesis; hippo signaling. Gene Ontology annotation, cellular component: bicellular tight junction; cytoplasmic vesicle; lamellipodium. NCBI's taxonomy places the organism in Eukaryota, Metazoa, Chordata, Actinopteri, Cypriniformes, Cyprinidae.
UCUAAUUUCAAGUAGGCCUGCAUAAUUUUUGGAAUCUGAUUACGUAAUCCAGAUUACCUGUAAUCAGUUACUAGCUCUGAUUAUAAGUAUGCCAAAAUAAAGUUAGCAAUCAUUAGUCAUCAUUUUAAUUUAUUUUAACGUUAAUGCUUAAGAGAUUUAUUAUAGACAAAUAUUUCAUGUGGUAAAAAGAAACAAUUUUAAAUCUCUUCAAUCAUUUUGCUGUGAAGUCAUUGCUGUGCUUUGACAGGAUCCUAAUCUUAAAGACAAACAAAAGCUUUUUGUCAUUUUCUUGCUUGAGCGACGUUCCUUAAAAGCCAACAGAAGAACAGGAACAAUCGACAAACUCUCCGAAGGAGGGACUUGAAAAAAGUCCCUUUGAUUCCCCUAUAGUUCUCUGCAAACGGGAACAGUUUUUUUUUCUUUUCACAACUAUUGAAUUUGUUAGUAAUUUCGCUAUAGCGGCGACUUCAGUUCACAGUUCGCCUGAAGAGGAGGGCAGUCCUAGUCCUUCCCCUCACAGCACACUUCUAGUGGAAAACACAUUUCACCAGCUCAAAAAAUGACACGGGAAAGAAGAGGGAACGCGUUUUAUGUGAAGAAAAGUUUAAACAUUAUCGGAAAAACCCCUUGGAUUGACGAGUUUAAAGAUCUGUGAAUCGUGUUCGAAGCUUUGGAUUCAACACUACAACUUGUAACGGAUUUAAAACGUAGGACGCACAAAACCGGCGGCAGAUCGAAAUAAAGCGGGACUUGGCGAAAACUUACAGUAAAGAGUGGCUUGGUGUUUGGGACCUCACAGACCGGCUGUGUGUUUUGGAGCAACUUGAGGAGCUUCUUCAAUCCAGUGACCCUAGCGAUUGUGAGGACCAUGAGCAGCCAGUAGUGACACACGACAGCAUCUACAGCAGCCACAAAGAUGUUUCGGAAAAAAGCCUCAUCCUCCUUGAGAAUGCGAGGAAAAUCAGAAAACAAUAGACGGAGUGCUGACCGUGCCCGAAGCUCCUCCUUCCAUGAGGUAGGCAGGUCACAGAAGCUGGAAAUGAGGGCGGCAGCCUCAGUUUCUGAGGACACAUCAGCUAGCAGCAGUAGUGGUAGUGGCCAUACAGUUCUGCAACGGCUCUUACAGGAGCAAAUGCGCUAUGGCGAGGGCCGCAAUUAUCUUGCCCUACAGCAGCAACAACAACAACAGCAGCAGCAGCAACAACAACAACAACCGCAACAAGGUCCAAUCAGUGGAUACCCGGGCCCUGGCGGCCCAGGGGACGAGCACUCGAUGGUCCCUCACAUUGCGAGGCAGGAGCCUCAGGGCCAGGAGCUGCAGGCUGACAGCGGCAUGGAGAAGCUUAGUACACGCACUGCAGGAGGAGGAGGUGGCAAUGGAGGCACAGGGUCAGGUGGUGGAAGCUGCGUGAGCGGACAAGGGCAGAAUUUCGAAGACCUGCCCACCUACGACCAAGCCAAGGUGCAGUCGCAGUUUUUCCGUGGCCAUCAGCCCCAACAGACUCAACCACAGCUACCCCCAACAUCAGUAGGUGCUGCAUUUUAUGUGACUGGCGUCAACAACCCUAAGGUGAGACCCCCAGAGGGCAGACCCACAGUGCAAAGAGUCAACGGAAGCAAAGUGCACCAAGACGAUGGGCUCAAGGAUCUUAAACAAGGCCAUGUACGCUCACUCAGCGAAAGACUAAUGCAACUCUCUUUGGCCACCAGUGGGGUCAAGGCCCAUGCACCUGUUACCAGUUCACCACUUUCCCCCCAGCUGCCUCCACCUGGAGACUACUAUAAACCCAAUGGGCCCCCGCACAGAGGCCCACCACCAGACUAUCCUUUUAAAGGAAUGCCCUCUCCACCCAAACAGCAGCAGCACCAUCAGCCUCAGUACCAGGAGCCUGGACAUUUCUACACUGACCACCGUGGCACAAGCCAGCCAGCCAGGGUUGACAUUCCUAAUGUCCGGUACCAGCCACCACCUGAAUAUGGCUCUUUCCGGUCAAAUAAGGAGAGUUCAAGUCACUCUCAAAGGUCUGUCCAUCACCACAGCCCUUCAUCUUCUGUUACAUCAGGGGGCUCUCUCUCCCGUGCUCAGUCUUCCACUCUUAGCAACAUCAUGGCCUCUUGCCACCCUCCUCCACCUAUGAGUCACCAGGGAGAGCUACACUUCCCCACUGGUGCUCGGAGCCCACAGGGGCCUGGUUCCCACCAAGGUGAUCCAUAUGGCCCAGGUCACCCUCCCCAUCAGCGGAGCCAUGUGUUUCCUCAUGAUCAUUAUGGGUCAGCUCCCAGGGGCCUCCACAUGCAUCAGCACCAGUACCACCAACAGGGCCCCCAACAGCAGCAACAGAGUCCAGGACAACACUACCCACAUCCACACUCCAUGCAGGGGGAUCCUUACGCCAUGCUAGCCCGUGCCCAGCAGAUGGUGGAUAUGCUGUCCGAAGAAAACCGAUUGGUUAAGCAAGAGCUGGAAGUGUGUGGGGAGAAGGUGUCCAGACUACAAAAGCUGGAGACUGAAAUCCAGAUGGUGUCUGAAGCCUAUGAGAACCUAGCCAAAUCAUCCACAAAGAGGGAAGCUCUCGAGAAGACCAUGAGAAAUAAGUUGGAUAUGGAGGUGCGCAGGAUGCACGACUUCAACAGGGACCUAAGAGAGCGAAUGGAAACGGCCAACAAGCAGCUCGCCACAAAAGAGUGUGAAGGCACCGAGGACAAUCGCAAUACCAUCUCACAGCUUCUGGCUCAGAUUAAAGAGAUUCAGAGAGAGAAGGAGAAGCAGGAUAUCGAGUUAAAUUCACUUCGCUGUACCAACGAGGACCAGCGCAGACACAUUGAGAUCCGUGACCAGGCCUUGAAUAACGCCCAAGCCAAAGUCGUCAAACUGGAGGAGGAGCUGAAGAAAAAGCAGGUAUAUGUGGAGAAGGUGGAGCGGAUGCAGCAGGCUCUAGCACAGCUUCAGGCCGCUUGUGAGAAGAGAGAACAACUUGAGCAUCGGCUACGCACUCGACUGGAGAGAGAGCUUGAAUCACUCAGAAUGCAACAGAGGCAUGGUGGUUCUCAGAACACCGUUAGUCCUGAGUUCAGCACAGCGACUCUGAUGGAGCACCUGAGGGAAAAAGAGGAGAGGAUUUUGGCCCUGGAGGCCGACAUGACCAAAUGGGAGCAGAAAUACCUGGAGGAGAGCGUCAUGAGACAGUUCACGCUGGACACCGCUGCUUCUGUUGCCACCCAGAGAGAUACGUCCUCCUCCAUCAUCAGCCACUCCCCCAGCAGCAGCUACGACACUUCGGUGGAGGCACGUAUCCAGAAAGAAGAAGAGGAGAUCCUCAUGGCUAACCGCCGCUGUUUAGACAUGGAGAGCAGGAUCAAGAACCUGCAUGCUCAGAUUAUAGAGAAGGACGCCAUGAUAAAGGUACUGCAUCAGCGCUCGCGGAAAGAGCCGGCCAGCAAAUUAGACGCACCUGCCAUGAGGCCCUCCAAGUCCCUCAUGUCCAUAGCUACAGGCACUGGCAGCUCCAGUGGCUCCGGGCUGCUGUCACACUCUCUGGGCCUCAGCGGAAGCAGCCCCAUCACGGAGGAGCGCAGGGAAGAUCGCUGCUGGAAGGGCAGUCUGGGUGUCCUGUUGGGCCCAGAGUUCAGAGGUGACUCUCUGAGGACCGAGUCCAUCUCCUCCUCUCCAUCUCCGGUCCUGCCCUCCACCCCCAUGUCAGCCGCCACACACUCAAAAACCGGCAGCAGAGACAGCUGCACCCAGACGGAAAAGGGUCAGGAGGCCAGCAAGCCUAGCACACCCGCCCUGCAGAGCGUAUCCGGACCGAGCCGGAUCAGCAGCCCGAGCCCAGUCUACAUACCUGACCGCAUCGCCGAUGUGUUUCACAGCAGUACAUUAGAGAGGAGAGCUCCAGUGCAGUCGCUCCCGCAGCAGAGCCUGCCGUCAUCGCCACUCCCAGCGCAGGACUUGGACAGCGAGAAUGUGGAGAUACUCAUCUGAUCUCACACACACACACGCACACAUCCGUACAGAAACAACUCAAAGCAGGUGAAGGAACCGUGUGCUUCUCUUCUCUCCAUUACUCCGGAUCAAGAUUGUCAGAAUGUUUAGGAAUGCAUUCUUUACACAAACCUGUAAACAAAAUUAUAAAGUAGUUUACAGUCAACCGUUUUUUUUUUUCUAUUUUUGUACAGUAUUGUCUGGUGGUCUUUUUUUUCCCCCUCCAGACCCUUGGACCAAAUGUAUUGGCAUAAUUUUCUACAUUUAUUGCACUACUUUGUGUUUGUAUUUACUUAUUUUGGGUAUGCAUUCGUUAUGUUGUGUAUAUGUACUAAUGAUACAAAUGUGGCACUUGAGUAUUGAGCGAUAUGGUGACUAGCCGAACAGUUGUUACAUGUAAAUACUGAAUCAGAAUACUGUAAAACUGAAUGUCAUAGGGCCUUUAUUAUUCUAGGACGCAUUGUCUGUACAGCACAUACGCGCACUGUUUAAGAGCAAAGGACCAACAAGCGUUUACCUGUGUCCACAAGCUCAUCUAUCCGUAUGUGAAGGUAUGAGUGACCCAACUGGUUUUGGGUUUGUCUGUGUCAGAGUCGGUAAUUUUCCAAACAUAACUGAGGUCCAUCAUUCCAGUAGAGCUACAGCAGCCACAACGUGCCUUGAGCGAAAGGUUCUCACACUUAGUCCCAGAUUUCCCAGUCUGUUCAUUUCCCAACCUCUCGUUUCAAUGUGAUGCUUACUCCUAAGUCAUUAUUUUCUUUUGUGGGUAACAAAAUAGCUUUUUUCCAGUCUCGUGGUUGCAAGACAGACAUUUAGCUCUUGAUCAAAGGAAUCUGUAAAAAUUUAAUAAAAUUAUAUGCAAAUGUUUUAAAGCAGGGGCAAGCAAUGAUCCUCGUAUUAUUUCGAGGGUCUGUUGUUAUUCAAGAUAACAUGGAGGUGUAAAUUAGAUUUUUCCAUGAAAUCAGUAAAUAGAACCACUUUUCUAAAACAACAUUAAGCUGAUUUAUUUGUGAAUUUGCUCGUGUUUCUCAGGUGCUUAUACACAAAUAUGAAAAAUAGUCUCAAAGAUGUAUUCAUCAUGUUAACUGGCGUUUGCGUUUUUGUAAUUUGAACAUUCAAACACUUCAUUCAAAAAGUUUUUAAAGCAGGUCAUCAUAUCAAAGAACUGUAACCUUCAGAUUAAUUAUUUUUUAGAUGUUCAAAAUUGUGGUAUUUAGUAUUAUGGUACAAUACCAUUCAAAAUUUCGGAGUUGGUAAGCUUUUUUUUUUUCAUGCUCACCAAGUUUGCAAAUAUUUUAUAAAAAUCAGUUUUAAAUAACUCCUUUCUAUUGUAAUAUAUUUCAUGUAAUUUAAUCUCGCGAUGACUAAGGGAAGUUUUCAUCAGCCAUUACUCCAACUGUCACAUGAUCCUUCAGAAAUCAUUCUGUAUUGAUUUGGUUCUUAAGAAACAAAUUCUAAUUUACAAUAACCUAAUCUAUAAUUUAAUAUCCUUAUACAUUAGGUACUGAGUAAAAGUAUUUAAAAAAAAAAAACUUUUAGCAACCCUAAACUUUUGAACGGUUGAAACUUGGCACUACGCACAUUUGCCCCCUAUAGGACACAGAAAACAUUGCAGUAUAAAAGCCAUUUCUCAUAAAGGGUCAGCUGGAGCAGGAAAGGUCUUGUUUUGAGCCAAUCAUCCGAGCCCUAAAUCCCAUGUGACUAUUGUGGAGCCAUAAUGUGAUGAUUUGAAAGAAACUGGGCUAAAGAAAUGAGAUCCAAAAUAACAGCUUCAUAUUUAUAGUUUAGUUCUCGGUCAAGAGACAACCAUAUACAAGUCUAAAAGAAUUCAACCUGAUAAAAAAAAAAAAAAAAAUUAUAUUUUCCCAAAAAAUUUGAUUUCAUAUAAUUUUAUUUAAUGGAAACAUGGACCAAAUUGAAUUCAUUCGCAAGUAAUCAAGUAUUUGAGCACAGUUGGUCUCAGUUCAGCACAUUGUUUGUGUCGGUACUUGACAUUUUGUACACAAUAAGUCUAUUCUCAUUCACUUGAGAGAUAGAAACUAGUUACUUUUUCUUCCGGUCUUUUUUUUAUUUUUUAUUUUAUUUAUUUUUUUAUCAAAUCUGAAAGAAACAUUUCCAGCAUUGUUAGAUUGUCCAUACACAUUUGUGUAUUUAGGACAGUUUCAGCGAGUUUGAAGAGCACUAGUAUAAUUUGGGCACAAACUAAGACAAUGGACCAAAGAGUGGACUGAGACAAGGGUGGGACGAAAUACAGAUAAAUAUGCACAUUACAUUUCAAAUAUGGCUUCCUGUAUGCAAACUGAUACUGUAUCUAUUAAAAUGCUUUAGAAGGGUCAAAGUUCAAGUUUAACCGUGCUGAUCAGUCUCACUGUGAGGCUAAUCUGGUCACGCAAGUCAAGAUUUCAUUACCAUGUUAUUGGGUUUGUUCCACCUGAAGUCUCAGUUGUGUCAUCUAAACUAAUCUUGAUGGUCUUGCUACAUUUGAUACUUUACAGCUCGAGUUUCUAAAGGUGAAUGUGUUGGUCCAUCUCAGGACAAAUUAUGAGAAUGUUUUUGUACAGUAUGUACCCUUGUGUCCCAUCAAAGGGCAUUUAAAAAAAAAUUUUUUUCUUCUCACGAGGAAUGUUUUUGCAUUUAUUUUAAUAGUAUUUGUUUCAUUACAAAAUGUCACUCUAGCUGCUGCUUGACAAUGUUAUUACUGUACAAUGAUGAUUGAAUUAAAUUGUAUUUCCUGUCUUAUCUCAUGCA